Messenger RNA from Nicotiana tabacum (common tobacco), 1059 nucleotides. NCBI's taxonomy places the organism in Eukaryota, Viridiplantae, Streptophyta, Magnoliopsida, Solanales, Solanaceae. The record is from RefSeq and is a predicted model, not a curated record.
UUACAGUUACAUGUGUUGUCUAUGCAAUAUUUAUUUUAUUUUAUUUUAUAAAAUUCCGCUUCACUUCAAAAAAGCGAGCGCUUCGCUUCUUGCUUUAAGCGAAAAGGGCCUUGUCGCUUUUCCUCGCUUCACGCUCUUCACAACACUGGAUGCAACUCUCAUAGCUAAUGCGGUUUUGGACUGGAGGAUUAAAACUGGAGAACCUGGAGUUAUGUGCAAGCUGGAUAUAGAAAAGGCCUUUGAUAAAUUGAAUUGGUCAUAUCUAAUAUCUAUCUUGAGGAAGAUGAGCUUUGGUGAAAAGUGGAUAAGGUCUAAGUAAGAUGUUGGAAAAGGCCAGACAAAUGCGGUGGAUUCAGGGUUUCAGAGUUGGCACCAAUGCUGGGAAUACAAUUACUAUAUCUCAUUUACUAUAUGUUGAUGAUACUCUGAUUUUUUGUGAGGCAGAAAAAGCAAAGCUCCUAUACCUGAAUGUCACCCUCCUACUCUUUGAAGCCUUGUCAGGAUUACAUAUCAACAAGCUGAAAAGCACUAUUUAUCCAGUCAACAAUGUGAACAACAUAGAAGAGCUGGCAGGAACUAUGGGUUGCAGCAUUGGGGCACUUCCUAUCCAAUUGGAAGCCAAAUUCAAGAAUUGUGAAAUUUGGAAUGGUGUUGUAGAAAAAUUUAUAAAGAGAUUGGCCACUUGGCAAAUGCAAUAUUUAUCUAUGGGAGGUAGAUUAACUCUUAUCAGCAGUGUACUUGACAUCAUACCUACCUAUUAUAUGUCUUUGUUCCCUAUCCCUAAAAAGGUGUUAAAGCAACUGGAUAAAAUCAGAAGAGAUUUCCUUUGGGAAGGGAAUAACAAUUCUCACAAAUUCCAUUUGAUAAAAUGGGAUAGUCAUACAGCCGAAAAGCAAUGGAGGAUUGGGGGUCAACGAUUUAGCAAUCCACAACAAAAGUAUGCUGAUGAAGUGGCUAUGGAGGUAUGGUACAGGUGAGACAAGUCUCUGGAAGAAGGUGAUUGAUGCAAAACAUGGGAAAAGAGACAACUGGAGCACUAAAAUUGCAAAUGCCCCUUAU